Aspergillus wentii DTO 134E9 is the source of this 330-nucleotide messenger RNA. RefSeq names its product putative quinol monooxygenase. NCBI's taxonomy places the organism in Eukaryota, Fungi, Ascomycota, Eurotiomycetes, Eurotiales, Aspergillaceae. The coding region runs from base 1 to 330 and encodes 109 amino acids. The record is from RefSeq and is a predicted model, not a curated record. The transcript is spliced from 3 exons.
AUGGACUCCUCUCAUGGCAUCUCCCUUCAAGUCACGAUCUUCAUCAAGCCAGAAGACCUCCCGAAGUUCUGGGAAUCAUUUAUGCCCGUGUAUAACAAGGUCAUUGCCGAGCCAGAAUGUACCUUUUUCGAGGUCUACCAGUCCCCCGAAGAGCCUGGGACGCUGUCAUGGGUUGAGAACUGGACAGAGUCAACGGAAUGGUUGCUAAAGAACCAACUCACCAAGCCGUACUACGAGGAUUAUUUCGCUACAACGACUCCGAUGUUUAUCAAACCACGAGAGGUCAAGGUUCUCAACCGUGUUGGGCUUCAAUACACAAUGGGUAAAUAG